This is a messenger RNA of Salvelinus fontinalis (brook trout), 3861 nucleotides long. RefSeq names its product C-Jun-amino-terminal kinase-interacting protein 1-like. Lineage: Eukaryota; Metazoa; Chordata; Actinopteri; Salmoniformes; Salmonidae. Gene Ontology annotation, molecular function: protein binding. Gene Ontology annotation, cellular component: cytoplasm. Gene Ontology annotation, biological process: regulation of JNK cascade. The record is from RefSeq and is a predicted model, not a curated record. Bases 1 to 2556 code for a protein of 851 amino acids. The transcript has 12 exons.
AUGGAGUCCAACGAGAAUGGGGAGAAUUGGAGGGAGGAGGAGAAUGGAGAGAAGUGGAUGGAGGACCAGUGGGAGAAAUGGCUGACCCAUGACAUCAGCCUGGAGGAGUUUGAGGACGAGGACCUCUCUCAGGUCACAGAGAUCACCGGUGAGGCGGGAGCCAGCCUUAACUACAAUGACCUUGACUCUCAAUCUCUGCUCUCCUCCUCCUCUUCCCCUCCCUUCCCUUUCUCCUCACUGAAUCCUUUUCUCUCUCUCUCUCUCUCUCCACUCGCUCUCAUUCUUGCUUUCUCCGCCUCCCUCCCUCUCCCCCUCCACCUCACUGAAUUAUUCUCUCUAUCUGCUGCAACACUGCUGCCUGGCUCUUCCCAGGACCAUGUGACGUGGCCAGCCAGUAGCGAGGCGGGGAAGGCAGACGGGCGGGGGUUCAGGGAAGUGCAGGCGGAGGUGCUCCACUUGGACCUGAUCGAUGCUGAGGAGGAGAUCCAGGAGGAAGAGGAGCACUGGGGCCUGAUCCAUGGUUCCCUCGACGACCGCAGACUCAACCAGGAAGAGAGAGGGGCCGUCGUUCUAACUCCUGUCAGACAGAAACAGCCCAAUGUGAUAGAAUUCAAAUCUGCUGAACAUCCAGUCGCUAUGGACACGUACAGGCCCAAGAGACCCACCACACUAGCGCUGUUUCCACAGGUGCAGCCUCAGCCUCCAAGGACUCAGGACAAGGAUACAAUUAACAACAACUCAUUUGGAAAGAAGGACACGUGGAAGGAGAAUCUGUCAAACUCCAACUCCUCCUCCCCCCACAUAACAGGCGAUCUGACACCCACUAAUGAGCAGGUCAACGAUGAGUCUAAAGUCCAGCAGCACAACGAUGGCUCUGUGGCCAAACAACCCCAACACAGAGGUACAGUCCCAGAGAAGGCAGUCAAGGCAUACAGCAAGGACUACUCCACGUUCAUCUCACAUGGACCUACAGAAUCACGGGGCAGGCAGCGUGGCGCAAAGCAGCGGGACAAGAAGGCCUCCACUGCUCCACACAACCAGACUACAGCAGCAAAGCCGAAAGCAGGCAGUAUGAGAGACAAAGCUGUGGAUGGGGAUAGGGAUGGGAGCAGAGGGCGAGGAGGACAGGGGCAAGGGCGGGGGUGCUGCCGCGAGGAGAAGCGCCAGCCAGAAGCCACGGAGGAGAUCUACCUGACACCGGUACACCAGAAGAACGCAGACACUGACCGUCCAGACUCUGACCGUCCCUUCCUGUCUCAGAGCAGCGAGGGCAAUCGCAUGUCGAUCAGCUCCGACGCGGAGGGACCCCCAGCGUACACAAACACUGCCCUCCCCAACCGAACAAACCCCUCCAUCAGCGAGGAGGACGAGGUCUACCUGCAACCCCCUGCACCUCCUCCGCGUUCCUCCUCCAUCUCCUCAUGCUUUAGGCCAUCUGACAGUGAGGGAGGGGAGCGGGAAAGAGAGUUGUGGGACAGGGGCUCUAAGUCUAGGUCUAAGGGUGAGUCGGGGGGGUCGGGGGCCCUGCGGACUGCACACGCUCAGAGCUCCGAGGCCGAUGGCCUCUCCUAUGACUCUGUUAAGUACACCCUAGUGGUGGACGAGCACGCCAAGUUAGAACUGGUGAGCUUGAAGCAGUGCUACCAGAGCUACAGUGAUGAAAGCGACACAGAGACGGUAUAUGAGUCAGCCAACGAGGAAGAGGACUAUGAGGUGGAUCACAGCGAGCUGAAGAGAGAAAGGAAGUCAUCACGUCUGUCGAGGGCUUCUUCGUCCUCUGAGGCAGGAGUUGGCGGGGGACCUCGAACACGCAAGUUCCGCAAUGUGUUCGUGAACAGACAUUUACACUCUUCUGGUGCGGAGUCCUUUGGCCUGUUCUCCUGUGUGUUAGAUGGAGUAGAGCAAGAGCAGAGCCACAGAGCUGUGUUCAGGUUUGUCCCUCGCCAUGGCGAUGAGCUGGAGCUAGAAGUGGACGACCCUCUGCUUAUGGAGGUUCAGGCUGACGAUCUGUGGUGUAAGGCCUACAACAUGAGAACUGGGGCCUGCGGCAUCUUCCCUGCCUACUACGCUGCCAAGGUCACCCAGGAACCCAUCAAAGAUGACAAAGAGGACUGGGUAGACAGGUUCCGAGUGAAGUUCCUGGGUUCUGUUAACGUACCCUACCACAAAGGCAACGAUGUGCUUUGUGCUGCUAUGCAAAAGAUUGCUAACAACCGCCGGAUGACCAUGCAGCCUCCCUCUGCAUGUAUUCUGGAAAUCAACAUGAAGGGGGUGAAAAUCAUUGUGCAAGAUGAAUGUAGGACCUCGGAAAGAGGGGAUAAGUGCUUUCACUUUUUCCAGCUUAAGAACAUCUCCUUUUGCGGCUGUCACCCAAAACAUAACAAGUAUUUUGGAUUCAUCACCAAACAUCCUGAUCACCAGAGGUUUGCUUGCCAUGUGUUUAUGUCAGACGACUCCAUGAUGCCUCUGGCUCAGUCGGUUGGGAAAGCCUUCCAGCUGUACUACAAGGAAACGGUGGGCUACUCAUGCCCAACAGAGGACAUCUUCAUUGAGUAGCUUUCUUCUCGCUAUAGUACAUUUCUCCAAUGUUGUGUCAUGAUGAAACAACUUGCAUGGUGGAUUACUGCAUUGAAUGGUAACGCUUUUAGUAAUAUUGAUCUGUCACACAGGUCUACUUGGUGCGGCUUCCUAUUCACUGUCAUGUUUCCACAGCACAAACAUGUCUACAGAAAUACCCAAACUAAAGCAUUACCAAUCCUAUCCAAAAGAGCAUACAUGUAUCUUUCUUAAAAAAAAGGUAAUUGGCCAAAAAUACAGUACUUUUAAAAUGUAAAGUGUGCAGCCAAAUGUAAGGACCGGCACUACAGUACAGAAAUUCCCAAAAGUAGUUACAGAUUUCAGAUCUAAUUCAAUAUCACAUUCAAAAUCAAGAUAGAAUAUGUUUCUAUAUGUGUGGCUUUACGAGCAAUUCCAAAUGAUAUGAGAUCACUAUAUCAAGUCACCUGGAAACCUUGUCUUUGUACAGAGGAAGACAGAGAGGCAGUGAUUUCAAUCUGUCUGUAUGUGCCCGUGGACUGUUUUUAAAAUCACACUGUGUUUGAUUUCAGAAUCAGUUAGUAUGUAUGUUGGAUGGGAAAGUGUAUUAAUGGAUUAAUGGUCCCCAUCACAUCAUAACAGGUUUUAAAUGAAGUCCAGUUCAUCAUUCUCACCAAUGAACUUUGACUAGGGCCUGUCAUCUAUCUUCCAAUACCAAAAAGGUGAAUUCACUUUUCUUUUUCUCUUAUUCAUGUGACUCCGUACAGCCAAUGGCAAUGUCCGCUUUAGGCUUGUGGAUUUGACAGCUCUUAGCACAGUUCCACCUCUGACACCUCCAAAACAACUGCAAUGUGGAUGUCGGCCAAAGCGGAUAUGAUUUAAUAGAGCCCAUACUCCUACUGUAACUUGGAAACAAUAUUUUUGGCCCAAAUUGUAAGGUGGGAUUACUGAAUAAGGAAAACACUUUAAUAAAUAUGAUCUUGGAAUCACUGUGGUCUUUCCACUUUAAAAGUCACCCAGAAGGCAUGUGUUCUAAAAUCAUGUUUUCAAACCACAAGUAGUGCCUAUUUUCUAAUUAUUGUGAUUACUGUAUACAUUAUGUAUUUCCUUUUUAUUUGAGAAGGUUAUCCUGGCACUGUGGGACAGAUGUAAUACCUGUGCAAUAUAAAUAUGCUGUUUGUAAAUGAAAUGUCCUACAGUAAGUUUGAUCAAACCCAGUGUGUAUUGCAUGAUAUCAAUGUCAAACAAAACAAUGUAGAGAAAAAAAACACAGGAUGUCAAUUCUUGUCAUUAAAUGUGAAGGUGUUUACAUCCUCUCUGAACUUA